This is a messenger RNA of Manduca sexta (tobacco hornworm), 1109 nucleotides long. Its product is annotated as kallikrein 1-related peptidase b3. Bases 177 to 1109 code for a protein of 310 amino acids. The record is from RefSeq and is a predicted model, not a curated record. The transcript is spliced from 7 exons. Lineage: Eukaryota; Metazoa; Arthropoda; Insecta; Lepidoptera; Sphingidae. Gene Ontology annotation, biological process: proteolysis. Gene Ontology annotation, molecular function: serine-type endopeptidase activity.
GGGUUACUAUUAUUUUAGCAUGUUAUGUCACUGACUGUGUUGUUGAAAGUUAUUAAAAUAAUGGAUUGGAUUGGAUUGGAGAAAGAGAAUAAUCGAACAGGCAAUAACAACAUAUUGAAAUUGGUUUAAACGAAGAGCAUUAAAAUAAUACAUAAACGGAAAAACAAAGUUUUCACAUGUCUGGCACAUGUCGCUGCUUAUUAAUUUUCUUCUGUUUUCUACAAAUUUGUCUUCCUCAAAUGUUAGAGGAACCGAAAAACUUUGAUAUAGUACCACGAGUGGUUAAUGGCUGGCCUGCAAAGAAAGGAGAUGUGCCUUAUCAGAUAGCGUUCAAAUCGCUGCGUUACCGUUAUAAAAGGAUCUAUAUGACUUUCUGUGGUGGUGUUAUUAUAGCCCCAAAUAAAUUGGUUACCGCUGCGCACUGCUUUGAUGAAAAGACGAGCCCCUGUCGGAAAUUUUGGGGCAAGAGCGUCAAAGCCAGCAAGAAAUUAGUAGCUCGUACGUACGCAGUAGCUGGAAACUUAUACAACUUAGCUGUAUUCUCAAGCAAGGAUACUUUUGAGGAUGGACAGUGGAGAAGACUUAGAGAAGUCAUAUAUCCUCGCGUUUAUGAUUUUCCCAAAUUUGAUAUUGCAGUUGCUUUCACGAUAAAUCCAUUUCAUUACGACGCGUACGUAGGCCCUAUACCAAUAGCAAGUCGAUAUAGAGAUUACGUCGGCAAGUGCUUGGUCUCCGGCUACGGAAGGAUUUCCAAAAAAGAAACUUCAGAAUAUCUUAUACUAGCACAUCUGGAUCUGAUUCCUCGACGCCAAUGUAAUGCGAUACAUCAUCGCAACAUGCAACAUUACGUGUGCACCUCGGGUCGAAUCAGCGACGUUCAGAAGGGUGAUUCGGGCGGUCCCCUGGUAUGCCAGGGUACAGGAGACCCCAACGAGAAAGACAAAGGUAUACUAGUAGGUAUUGUAAGCGGUCAUCGGGAACGCGCUGGGACAUUCUUCACGAGAGUAUCUUCUUACUAUAACUAUAUACAGAGCAAAUCAAUGGCAAGACAGCAAGAGUCUUUCGACAUAUCUAUACCCAAAUACAUACUAACAGAAACCACUAUGUAG